Molecule: messenger RNA, 1571 nt
Organism: Papilio machaon (common yellow swallowtail)
Lineage: Eukaryota; Metazoa; Arthropoda; Insecta; Lepidoptera; Papilionidae
Gene: Lim3
Product: LIM/homeobox protein Lhx3
Exons: 7
Coding region: 113-1321 (402 amino acids)
Biological process (GO): neuron differentiation; regulation of transcription by RNA polymerase II
Cellular component (GO): nucleus
Molecular function (GO): RNA polymerase II transcription regulatory region sequence-specific DNA binding; DNA-binding transcription factor activity, RNA polymerase II-specific
Source: RefSeq, a predicted model, not a curated record
CUCGGUCGAAAUACUACCGGCACCGGAAAGUACGCGCGCCUCGCACGGAAUGCGAGCCCUUCGAGCCGACGCUCGAUGUUUGUGUGGUGUCGCAAGGACGUAGUUGUGAUACAUGGAAUCUGGAUAUAACGAGUUGGUGCAAGAUUGCAGGGCCCGUGACGUCCCUAUGGGCACGAGUCUCGACAUGCAUCCAUUGGAUCCGCCGCCGCCCGAUGUACUCCUGGCUCUAUUGGCUAGAAAUAAAGCUUUGGAAGCCAGCAUCCCGAAGUGCGGCGGCUGCCACGAGAUGAUCGUGGACCGUUACGUGCUGAAGGUGUCAGAACGCACGUGGCACGCGGGUUGUCUGCGCUGCGCCGAAUGCCGCGCCAUGCUCUCCGGCAAGUGCUUUGCUAGGAACAACCAGCUUUACUGCACCGAUGACUUCUUCAAGCGCUUCGGCACGAAGUGCGCGGGCUGCGGGCAGGGCAUCCCGCCCACGCAGGUGGUGAGACGCGCGCAGGCACAUGUCUACCAUCUGCGAUGCUUCGCCUGCGCCGCCUGCGCCCGCACGCUCAACACUGGUGAUGAGUUUUACCUCAUGGAGGACGGCAAGCUUGUCUGUAAGCCUGACUACGAAGCUGCUAGGGCUAAAGGAGGCGAGGGUUCGCUGGAUGGUGAUGCGGCGAGCAAGAGGCCGCGCACCACCAUCACUGCCAAGCAGCUGGAGACGCUGAAAAGCGCGUACAGCAGCAGUCCGAAGCCGGCGCGACACGUGCGCGAGCAGCUCGCUCAGGACACCGGCCUUGACAUGCGCGUAGUGCAAGUCUGGUUCCAGAACAGACGAGCUAAGGAAAAGCGAUUGAAAAAGGAUGCGGGACGGACGCGGUGGUCACAAUACUUCCGCUCCAUGAAGAGCUCGGGCGGCGGCUCACCGAGACAUGAUCGCCUGCUUGAUAAGGACGAGCUUAAAAUCGACCUAGAUUCCUUCAGCCAUCAUGACCUAAGCAACGACAGCUACAGCACGGUGGCGCUAGGCGGCGAAGAGGGCUCGCCGGCGGGCGGCGGCGCUGCCGGCACAGUCGCGCGCUUCGGAGCCGGCGCCACACCGCCCUAUCUUCGCGCGCAUUCGCCGCCCCACGCACACUACCACUACCCCCCAGACCAUCUCGUCUACACCAAUAUAGGUCAAGCGAUGAGCGGUGCUGGAAUUGGAGGCGCUGGAGGAACAUCGGACAUGAGCAGCUCGUCGUCUCCGGCGGCCGGCGGGUACCCAGACUUCCCCCCAUCGCCGGACUCGUGGCUAGGAGAGCCCCACCACUACUCGCCACGGGGCUUCCCCUAGCGGCGGCCACCGCCGGCGCACGCGCUUCCCGCGCACCCGCCGCCGCCCGCUCUCCCUUCACAGCCCCUCGAGCUAGUUGUCAAACGUGAACUCUAAUAAUCUAAAACAGUGAUAUAAUGGUGACAAGAUAAUAUGUUCAAAUCAAUUCUCGAGAACUAAAAGGGCAGACUUUUUGAUCGAAUAGUGAGUGAAAUUUGUUGCAUAAAAAACAAUAUGGUAAAAGUUGCUAAAGCAAAUGUUUAUUUGCUUU